This is a messenger RNA of Diabrotica balteata, 1466 nucleotides long. Lineage: Eukaryota; Metazoa; Arthropoda; Insecta; Coleoptera; Chrysomelidae. The record is from the annotation of a GenBank genome assembly.
UUAUUUCAACACGCAUCCUUUUAAUUGAUAGCCAGUGCCAAUCAUUUAAUUAGUCAAAACCCGAAAUGAGCGCAUUUUUCGGUUUUAACUGACGUCAUCGGUCGACUAUGUCCGAUUAUAUCAAAACAACACUGGGUGCGUGAAAAACAAAAUGCUAAGUUGGGAACUCGGUUCCGUCUAAUAGUAGUAGUAGUAGUAGUGAAUGAGCUUUCAUUCGUUUCGGCGAGGGAUUAGAUUUUAUACUCGUGAAAUAGGUCAGGUUAGUUGGCGCCAUGAAUCUUCUUGGAAAAGCUCUCGUUUUUGUAUUGAUGGGUUGCGCUUACACCCAGAAUAAUUUUGGUCAACCGGACAACUUUGGGAAUAUAAAUCAACCGGGAUUAAAUUUUGGUAACGGUGGAAAUAGUCCGUUUGGUGGCAAUGGAAAUAGUCCAUUUGGUAGCGGCAGUGGUGAUCCAUUUGGUAGCGGUAGAAAUGAACAAGAUGCAAGUGCAUACUUGCAGCAAGCACAACUUAUGAUACAGCAGCUCCCAGCAUUAAUGAAACAGAAAUGUGAACAAGCUGGACAUCCGGAAGUAACUCAGUCUCUUCAGCAACUGUAUGCUCAGACUGAAAAAUGCCUGGAAAGCAAAGUCGAUUUCAGUACAGAUAAACUUGGUAACACAUUUUCUGGUGCUGCACGAACUGGCGAGCUCCCUGCCUUUUUUAAGAAAUACUGUAAGGUUUGGCCUGACGUUCAUGGGUGUAUCAACCCUUUUGUAACUUCUCUUGAGAAAUGUUUCGACAGCGAUGAAAAACGCACCGUUGAUAAAACACUUUCCCUCGUCGAUGACACAAAUACUUUCUUCUGCGAAAACAAUGCCGAUCGCAUUAUGAAAUUAAUUAACGGUGGAGCUAUCCAAUGCCUUCAAUCUGUAGGUGAAGACAUCCAAGGAUGUGCAAAAACUACCGUGCAGAAGAGACAAAAAACAACAAAGUAGCAAAAAGCCUUGUUUGCUUAUGAUGAAGAGACUUGUAGCGACUUCCAGUCUGGACGUAAGUGCAUCACUUCAAAACUAAAUACAUGCGAAUCAAAAGACCCUUCCAAGAUAGUAGAUGACUAUUUAGCACUAGUUCAAGACAAAGUUUGCAGUUCAGCCUCAAGUUUGUCUUGGUAUUCGUUUGCUAAUAUUUUGUUAUUGGUAGGAACCUACUUAUAUUCUAGGAUGUUCUAAGCCGUUCUGGUAUCAGAGAACUGGUCAAACAACUGGCUACCUCACGAACAUUUUUGAAUAUAAAAGCUUCUGGCCAAAUACUAUGACUGUAUAGGUAUGCAUAACUUUGUUUAUAUUUACAAAUACAUUAAAGGUAAAUAUUUAGUAUUUACUGACCCGUGCUAGGCCAUUAAAAUGUAGUUUUUUAUUUAAAAAAUGAAUAGACAAAAAUUAUUAUUAAAUAAUAAUAAUUACCAUAGUCCUUUAAAAGCUACA